Messenger RNA from Acanthoscelides obtectus, 2388 nucleotides. Lineage: Eukaryota; Metazoa; Arthropoda; Insecta; Coleoptera; Chrysomelidae. The record is from the annotation of a GenBank genome assembly.
UCUCGCUACAGGUUUAUCUCUUAUUUUUGUUAUGAUCCACGCGAGUAUUGAAGAUAUUUCAUUAGUCAAAGUCUUGAAGGCAAAUAUAGGGGCAAAUCUAUGAAAUUUGUCUCAUAACUGCAUCUAAUUACUUGAGUUCGACAUAUAACGUAUAACUAUGUUAACGCUAAAAAAUUACCCCGCCUCCUACAACUUCACAUGAAAAGACAGACAGACGGAUCGCCAGAAAUGCGUGACAUGUUUUUUCGUGGUCUACAUGUCAUGUGACAUUCAAAAAAUAGAAUACCUCAUUUUCAAUUUUUUGCGAUUACAGAACCUCCUCGCCGAUUGGCGUGGGAAGUAGGACGUAGAAAAAACAUCUGAGGAAAUGUCUCAGUUAAGUCACAAAUCAAAAUCACUGUUUAGCUUAUCAAUUUUUCCGUUCCAUUUUGUUAUUAGUAGCAAAGUAAAUAUAUCUUGUUGCUUAUAAUAACAACUAUGCAUUCACCGCCUUUCAUGUUAAAGCGUGGAAAAAUGGUGAACCUGAUGUUUGGUACAGACGCUCCAAAAUUAACGCGCUUGAUCAAAGAAGAGCUAAGGCUGGAACAACUCAGAAACAGCGGCGAUCCAUCAAUUAGAGAAGGGAGAGCUAUUACUGAGUUGUCAGAUGAGGAACUGAUUCGACAUACGGAGACUGAAGAACAAAAGGCAAUUGUCCAUAUGAAAGAAGAAGAAAAAAAGGCUAAACGUUUACUGGAAAGACGAACAGCUGAGGCUAAUAAUAUUUUGGAGAACCUGAAAACAUAUGGAGUCAUCUUGAUUUUGCCUAACGGUAGAGAAAAAUAUAGCGAGGUUGUAUCUGAAGUUAUUCACGAAGCUGGGCUAACAGUGCAACAAUCAGAUAAGGUAAAGCUAACCGAAGACAUGCUAGAAGAAUUCCUCUAUUUUUCAGAAGAAAAGUUCACGCAAAAAACUCGUCAAGAUUGCCUGAAUGGUAGAAUUUCAUUGGCUUUGCUUAUUAAGCGCUGUUCAGAAAACCUACCUGGAAAAAUCGAUGAUCUUGUCCUUCAAGUCGUGUAUGGGAAUGGUAGAAAACCACCUGGAGAUGACAGAUCGCCAAAUCAGAAAAUGAUGACUAAGGGAGAAGAUGGUGAUGAAGAAAAUGUACUGAUAGGAGUAUGGGCACCACCAAACUCUCAUUGUAAAGCAUACGCCCUAAAGGUACUAUUUUCUAACUUAACAGAACCUUAUCUGCUAACUAACAUACCCACCGUUCCCCUUUAUAUCAUAGUAGCCUAUGACGCGUUCAAAACUCGUGAUAUUGUUGAAUUGAUGGAAAAGUACCCUGGCGAAGUACUCUCCUAUGGAUUUUUCACCAGCGACGUUCCACCUGAGGCUAAGCUAAUUGCGAAGACUUUCACUGAGUUUGAAGAGAGAACUACACCAGUUACUUAUGAUGAAAAAAUAGUGAUACAGCUGGCCACCAACAACCCAGACUGUGUGAUGGCUUUUGGUGACUUGGGACCCUCCUAUAUCAGCCCAGAUGUAGAUGCUAGCGAGGUUGAUUGCGGUUUUUUAUUUCCUCCUGAUUAUAAAAUAGUUAAAGAAGAAGUGAAAGAAGUGAAGAAGAAUAAAAAGAAAAGAGGCAAAGGAGCGAAGCAAGCUGCUGCAGCGGCUAAAGAUCAGGAUUCAGCAUCAAUAGCAACAAGCGAUGCCACCAAAGAGCAGAGCGAGAUAGACCAUGAAGACAUUGAAGAGAACUUCAGUGAUGCUGAAGAAGAAAAGCCAACAGAAGAACAAGACAAGCUUGAAGAGAUGGAAACGGUUGAUGAAGCUGAUAAGGCUACGUCUCCGAUUGAAGGUGACAAGUGAAAAGUUUGCAUUGUUUUUUAUUUGCUUACUCAAAUAAAAAAACGUAGGUAUAGGACAUAAAACAGGCAAGGUAAUAAAAUAAAUAAACAACAAAGUACACUUACAGAUGGGAGAGAACAAAUGAACAAUGGGUCGAGGAUAGGAAAAAUAACCCAAGUGUUAGAAAAUUUCUUGCUACCCUUUAUUUGUGAGAGUGACAUUCGCUAAAUUAAAAAUUUACAUAACCAAAAUGGCAGGUCUUAAUAAAAAUAUGCACCUUGAAAUUCCUAUAAUUUACGGGCUACAGCUUAAACGGCUUGAAGGAUUUCGACAUAUGAAAUGUCUCUAGAUUUGUCUUGACGGUGUGAGUGAUACUGGGUAUACCACAACUUCGUAGAAUCAAAACGGCAUUGAACCUCGAAAUUAGUAUUUCACGGGCUGUAGCUCAAAUGGCCUGAUAGACAAUUGAACAUUUAUUCUUUCAAGUUACUGCAGGAGAGCUUUUUUAUUUUUCAUAAAUGUACUUAUUGGCAAUAUGGCUGGAGAUCAGUAAAAAAA